AUUCAUAACUUCUCAAGCAACUUCAACUACUACAACUUUGAACUAUCUCCAAUCAUUUUGGUUCAGUUUUUUUCUGAAACUCUCAACUAUUCAAUAUGGCGGUUGGUGUAGGAGUACCCAUCUGUGUGGAAUGUGGAACUAGAAGCAAUCCAUGUCGAUGCAGGGUGAUUGGACCAACAAUCGGAUUCUUGGCUUUUGCAGCUGCGGCAGUGGUGGAAUGGCCAAUCGGAGCGGUGGUGUAUAUCUUUAAACAUAUGAAGGGACGUCGCAUCAUGGGUCAUCCUGCUCGUGUUGUUUAUCCUAAGGUUUCUAGAGCCGUCCCUAUUUGAUCAAUGGGACUAGACUCGGUCUUAAGUGUACCUUUAUCUUUAUCUUUUUGUUUGUACUACAAACCCAAAUGUACUACUUUUGUGACUUAUCGUAAUGUAUCCGAGACUUAUCUUGUUCUGUCUUGAUCACAACGGUGUUUCAAA
Papaver somniferum (opium poppy) is the source of this 473-nucleotide messenger RNA. RefSeq lists its product as uncharacterized. The record is from RefSeq and is a predicted model, not a curated record. Bases 96 to 329 code for a protein of 77 amino acids. The transcript has a single exon. Lineage: Eukaryota; Viridiplantae; Streptophyta; Magnoliopsida; Ranunculales; Papaveraceae.